Lachancea thermotolerans CBS 6340 is the source of this 2610-nucleotide messenger RNA. It is a transcript of the gene NPR3, whose product is annotated as Npr3p. NCBI's taxonomy places the organism in Eukaryota, Fungi, Ascomycota, Saccharomycetes, Saccharomycetales, Saccharomycetaceae. Bases 1 to 2610 code for a protein of 869 amino acids. Gene Ontology annotation, biological process: cellular response to amino acid starvation; TORC1 signaling; negative regulation of TORC1 signaling. Gene Ontology annotation, cellular component: GATOR1 complex. The transcript has a single exon. The record is from RefSeq and is a predicted model, not a curated record.
AUGAGUCUCAAUCUUCCAAAUCCGUGUCUUUUAGGGAUAGUGUUAACAAUUUCGACACAUUCUGGGCCGCAAGUUGUGUUCCACUAUCCUCCCACGGAUAGAUCCCCGGGGUCGCGACAUGUUAAGAGGCAGCAGAAAGCUGACGAUCAUGGCUUUGAAAACAAAGAGAGCAGCUAUUCGCUGCGUUCCCAGGGCAAAGGCUCAACUCCAAAGAAAAGAUCUCAGAAGUUCCAGCAUGAUGGUGAAAGUGAAGCCAACCUCUCGAUACAUUCUAACAAAACUGAGAACGUUGAUUCGGAUAUGAGCAGUAGUAGCAGUGACGAAGACCCUAGUACAGGUUUGAGUGACGGAGAUAUAUCCACCGAUUAUGCGGACGUAUCAUCAAGCUCGAGCUCCUCGGCCAGUGAUAGUGAGAGUGAGGACUUUAAUGCGACACGGUCCUACUUGGAGAAUAGCGCCAGUUUAAAAUCGCAGGACAUAUCAAUGAGCGGUUCAUUCAAAGGCACACAAGUUAGCGCGACCAAAGUGUUUCAGCUUCUUAGACCAGAUGAGUCAAAAAGGAACUCCGUGGUUUCGAGACAUACAUCAACAAGGGGCCCAGAAGUGUCUUGGUUGAAUGCCGUACGUUCUAUUUCUGACUCGGAAUAUGGUGAAGAGCCACUUUGCGAGCUGAAUGACCAGCACUUCGGUAGCGAUUUCCAGGAUAUUAAUAAGAUUCUGCGGUUUGACAAGGAUUUCUUUGCAGAAAUCAGCUCACCGCCCAAAGAGAUGUGCAAUACACGGUUUGAACUCACUAUUGAUGAGCUAGCGCUGGUAGGGCUCCCAAUUCAUAGGAACGCAGAUGGACAAUGGCGAAAAACAAAAAAAAGGAAAUCUAGCAGUCGUUCUAAGAGGUCCAACUCAAGUUCGAGGACCAGGAAAGUCUCACGCUCCCAUUAUGAGGGUACAGACGUCACCGGUGACUCCGAAAUCCUUGAAGAACAGCUAAGCGGAAGCCAACUUUUCGAAGAAGAAACCGGGAAAGCUGAGUAUGAAGCAUUAGAGAAGAGCGUCAACAUGUUCCACCUAUGCUUCCUAACUAAUCCAAGACUUGUUGAAUACAACAAACGUGUGGAUGAUAUUUACCAUUACGUUGUUUCCAGAUUGUCACUGGUUUUAAGAUAUGCACAGAUCAAAAGUGGGUACGUCACUCGAGAAUGUUACGAAAUCAUAAAGACGCAAGAUCGAAUCCUGAAGUCAUCUGAAAGAUACAAAUCCAUUAAAGGGCCCGCGAAUAAGGCUAGGUACCUGUAUCAGAAAAUAAUACAAAGAUCCUCUCUAGCGCGCGCUAUCUCCAAAUGUUUUGAUGCUAUCUCCCAGAAUGAGGUGGCCAAUCUUGAAAUCAAUGGUGAUAAGAUUAUUUCCCUUCAAAUUCCCAUCAUCAAUGAGUUCGAUGUUUUACCAGACUUAAAGACAGAUCCAGUUUUGAAGGGUUCUUUCUUGACAUCCAUUUUGAAUAGGAAGUUCUUAGAGGAAGGAUCAGCGACGAUGAACGAGGCAUGGGCUCGCAGCCACGACGAGAACGAUGACCUCCUUGACUACGCAGUUCUUCUUUUAAACGAGCCCGCUAUCAUUAUUCAAGAGUUGCAGUUCUCAUCACCACAAAACGAUAUCACUUCUGUUCUUUUAACAUCCUUAGUUAAGCACCUCAAGCCAACGGUCCCUCUCCGCAAUUAUCAGUAUGUGAUCGACGAAAUCGUUGGUAAGCCGGUUGCGUCUGAAAGCGACGUUGAGGAAAGAAACUCUUUUCAGACAAGUAUGCUUCGAUCGCUUGCCUUGCAUCUGAUGUAUUGGAGGCAUGCAAGAGUUAUUAUACCGGUAUCCUCUAAAAACACAUACAUUGUUUCCCCACUUGCUCCGAUAACUGGUAACACGAAAGACGACUUUUCUGGUAACCGCCUAGAUUCUGAAGAGAGCAAACCUUUGAUUUUACAAAAUCAAGAAGUGUUUUCCAAGAAAUUUCCAUCUUUACCUCCAUUGCCGGUGUUUCUGAGCCUUGUUUCCUCCAUGAAACCUAGAGCUUUUGGCAGUAUAAUUCCUUCGAAGGACCACAAGAGCGUCUAUUUGAGUGCACUUGCUUGGCUUAUAAGGUAUGGUUACCUCACCCAGCUUCUUACAUUUGCGUGGGUGCGGGUCGAUUCGCGAAUCAAAAUUGCAGUUGAUGAAGAUCUAGAGAUCGACGGAGUGAGGCGCUCCAAGCGCGCGCAAGGACAAUCUCUCAACUCAGACAUUAGCGACAACAUAGUCUCUCGGGAUCAAAUACGCACCGACAGCGCUGAGGACGACUUAGACUUCUUUUAUUACGGCGGUGACGAGGAUAUAAUUAAUAAUUCUGAUUUCACGAUCAUUUUGAGCCCCGAGACUGCAACUGCUGUUGAGAAAAGAUGGCUAUACAAGUGUAUCGAAGGGCAGCCCGUGGAUAUACAAGUCAUGUUCCACCGGGUUGUCAAAUACAUGAAUGGGAAAAUUCCUAUAGAACUUGUCCAGUUAAGAGAAGGUAUAUCUCGACAUGAAAUCAAGAGGCUGUUUCACGCUUUAGGGAAAUAUUUAGUUGAUGUCUACCAUUGGUGA